This is a messenger RNA of Dentiscutata erythropus, 163 nucleotides long. The record is from the annotation of a GenBank genome assembly. Lineage: Eukaryota; Fungi; Glomeromycota; Glomeromycetes; Diversisporales; Gigasporaceae.
CAAAGAUAACAGGAAAGUGCAAGAAAAUGAAAAUCCAAGAACCAACUAUAAAGGAAAAGGAAAAGCAAAAGAAGAUAUUGACGAAGAAAACCCAUCAGACCUGGAAUUGAUCAACUCUAACAAUGACGAAAACCUUUUAGACCAAGAAAAAUGGAGAGUGGAA